AUGUUUGUUGGGGUUACAUUGAGCAAAACAGUAGGCGGUAGGCUAAUCGCAUCCACCCUAGUCCAAGAAAGAUCCCAUCUCUCCAACGGAUCAAUGGAUGACCACAAUCGUGGUUCGGGGCAGAUGAUGGAUGGAACCCAGAUCAAUAUAGAUGUAACUGCACUUGGGGCUAUAAUUGCUUUGGGUCUAAUGUACUUAAAGGAUUCAUCCAUCAGAAGAUUGGAUUCAGGGUUAGAUACCCAAAGUAGUCUUGAAUGGCAUCAAAGGAUUCAUCCAUCAGAAGAUUGUGGUGGCGGCGUAGUGGUAACUGGAGGUGGUGUGGCAGUUGCUGCCGGAAUUUCUUGA
This is a messenger RNA of Lactuca saligna, 345 nucleotides long. The record is from the annotation of a GenBank genome assembly. NCBI's taxonomy places the organism in Eukaryota, Viridiplantae, Streptophyta, Magnoliopsida, Asterales, Asteraceae.